This is a messenger RNA of Solenopsis invicta (red fire ant), 2055 nucleotides long. RefSeq names its product UDP-glucose 4-epimerase (gene Gale). The record is from RefSeq and is a predicted model, not a curated record. Lineage: Eukaryota; Metazoa; Arthropoda; Insecta; Hymenoptera; Formicidae. Gene Ontology annotation, biological process: beta-D-galactose catabolic process via UDP-galactose, Leloir pathway. The coding region runs from base 510 to 1568 and encodes 352 amino acids. Gene Ontology annotation, cellular component: cytosol. The transcript is spliced from 7 exons. Gene Ontology annotation, molecular function: UDP-glucose 4-epimerase activity.
CGCGUCGCGCUCGUGUGCGACAGCUGGCGACAGCGUGCAGCGUGGUGCAGCGUGGUGCAGCGUGCACACGAGCGCGACGCGAGUGAGGAUUGUGAGGAAGUGGUGCCGCGGUCGCCGCGGAUGUUUUACGACGUGGCGAGUCGCGACUCGCAAGCGAGUACCACCGCGAUCUCGCGCAUGGUCCGGCCGGGUCCUCGUCGCCGCGCGAAUGAAUCGAGUAUUCGAUUGCGUCGCGGACGAAACGUCAACGUGGAUGGGAAUCGCGAUCGCGAAUGGAAAAUUGCCGAAUCGACGACGGGUCCUGACGGUCGACGAUCCUCGAUCGAGUGGCGAGGAGCUCCUCGAGUUCACGUCCGGUUGCCCUCACCGAUCUCGCCACGUGUGUCCGAUGAUGUGUCGACGUUAUAUAAUUUCUUCAUGAUAUAUCAACUAUUGUCCCGGUAUAGCGAUAAGAGUUAUGCAUGUAUAAUUUACACAUCAACUAAUAAAACAGCAUUGUGCAAUAAAUAAUGGCAAGCGAAUCUUGGAAUGUCUUGGUAACGGGAGGCGCCGGUUAUAUCGGUUCUCACACAGUAUUGGAAUUGUUACAAGCAGGCCUUCAGGUGGUGGUAAUAGACAACCUUGUUAAUGCACACAAAGAUUCAAAUUCUGAGAAACCAGAAUGUCUCAUUAGAGUGGAACAAUUAACAAAUAAAAGUGUGGCAUUUAUCAAUUGUGACAUCACAAACGUUGAUGAUUUGAGAAAUGUGUUUCGAAAGCAUAAUUUUCAAUGCGUUAUACAUUUCGCUGCUUUGAAAGCGGUCGGUGAAUCGUGUCAAAAACCACUCGAGUACUAUGAAAUCAAUGUUAGCGGAACGAUAAAUCUAUUACAAGUUAUGCGAGAAAACAAUGUAAAGCGCUUUAUCUAUUCAAGUAGCGCCACAGUUUAUGGCAUACCUGACCAACUUCCUUUAGUGGAGGACAUGAAAACAGGCAACUGUACAAAUCCUUAUGGAAAAACAAAGUUUAUGGUAGAAGAAAUAUUGAAGGAUUUGUGUGCUUCAGAUAAGGAAUUCUCUGUUAUAUCUUUGAGAUAUUUUAAUCCUGUCGGCGCACAUCCCUCUGGUGAAAUUGGAGAAGAUCCUAACGGUAUUCCAAAUAAUUUAAUGCCCUACAUUGCACAAGUUUCCGUUGGAAAGAGGGACGUGUUAUAUGUUUAUGGCAAUGAUUACGAUACCCCUGAUGGUACAGGUGUACGUGACUAUAUUCAUAUUAUGGAUUUGGCGAUUGGGCAUAUGAAAGCUAUGAUGUAUCAAAAAACUUGUAAUCCAACAGGAUUUAAGCCGAUAAAUCUUGGUACUGGGAAAGGCUAUUCCGUACUCGAAGUUAUACAUGCGUUUGAGAAAGCAUCCGGACGGAAAAUACCAUAUAAAAUAGUUGAACGUAGACCAGGUGAUAUUUCCGCCAGUUAUGCGGAUGCUAGUGUCGCUAAUAAAGAAUUAGGCUGGGUUGCCACGAGAAAUAUGGAUGACAUGUGUACAGAUACAUGGAAGUGGCAACAAAAGAACCCAAACGGUUAUAAAUACUAAUAAGCACAUUACUCAUUAUGCCUGAAUAACUGAGAAGCUCAAAGCUUUUAACUUGCUGUUACAUUCUGCCUUUUACAUAUCAUUGGAUAAUGAAACCAUGGUGGUAUACAGUUACCAAAGUUUUAGACCAAAGCAUAAGAGAAGUAGUUAAGUGAAUUUAAUGUAUGAAUAUAUUGAGAAUUUAUGUCUCUAAUGAAAUCUAAUGUUGGAAAAGUUUUAUUUGGUAUCUUUAUAUAAGUUUGUUUCAUAUAUUUUUAAAUUUCAUUUUUUUGUUUAUGUUAAAACUAAAUUUCUGUCGUUGGAACAUUGUGCCAUUUUAAAUAUAGUCACAUAAUAUCCUAUAUAUUGUACAAACUAAUAUGUAUAUAAUCUAUUAUAAGUUUAUGAAAGACAUAAAGGUACAUAUAAAAAUACUUUUACAUAUACAUUAAUGAUAUAAAAAAAAUGUGAAUAAUUAAAUAAAAAAACACAUUUACUGAAAAAAUAA